GUUAAACUCUAUUGCGUCUGUGGUCCGAUUCGUCCUACGAUGCCCAAGUCUCCACGCUGAUGAAUCACACGACCAUAAAGUACGAUAUUCCAUCAUCACCAUGGGGAAUAAUCCCUCAACGAACAAUCGCCCUUCUCACCAAGCCUCUCCCUCCCCGAGCCAUGACUCGUCUCGAACCUCGUCCACUCGGAGAAAUCCCAGGAAUCUGAUACAGGCUCAGCGAGCACCCGCCGAGCCUUCGAUGGCACAAGCCCGUGGAACCACCACUGCUACACAUCGUACGCGCAAUUCCCAAUCGCAUUCGACAGCUGCGCCGUUCAGUACUUCAUCGCCGAGUCAAAGCGUCAACAGUCCUUCUUACCAUAGCAGCGAUUCGCAAAUGGGCGCUCAAAUUUCGAAGGACGAGCCCAAGGUUGAGGUUCGGGAUCAACCCAGCAAACCGGUCGAUGUUCCCGCACCUACUGCUAUGAAUAUAGAAUCUGCAUCUACACGAUCGUACUCGCAAUCGAUCGAGCCAUCGGGGCCACCCCUUACACAAGACAUGUCAUACCAUCUCACCCGGCCCCCUAGACUCCCGCUCCCCAUAGAAGAGGAGGUUCACACCCCAGGAUCUCCCAUCAUUGCACCCGCAGAUGUUGAUGCUCCUGCUCUGGAUAUAGAGUCACUAGACCACGAAACGCUCCCAAGACGUUCUUCCGCUCUGAGCAACACCACAAUAGAUGAGGAGGAUGCCGAAGAAUUACGGGUUGAUAAGACAGGAGCAACAGUUCCUACAACUUUCGAAUGGCAGCAAGGAGGGGAGAAAGUGUAUGUCACUGGAACUAUAUUUCAGUGGAACAAGAAGCACCGAUUGCAUCCCGUUCCUGGCAAACCAGGCCUUUUACGAGCUGUGAUUCAUGUUCGACCAGGAACACACCACAUCAGAUUCAUAGUAGACGGUCUGAUGCAAUGCUCAACCUUGCUGCCCACUACCGUGGACUUUGGUAACAACCUAGUCAACUAUAUCGAAGUGAGUGCCGAUGAUCUGCCUCGAGAGGUCCCAGUAGCUGUAGAGGGCACCGGGACCCCGGUUUCUAAUGUCCAAGCUCAAGCACAAACUCCACCUAAAAACGCUGAGCCCAAGGCCAAUGUAGAACCUCAUGCCACGAAAGUCAAAGUCCCUCCAAGAACAAAGCCCGUCAUUCCUGUGGGGAAGUUCUCCUCGCAAAUACCUCAAUACCUGGUGGAUCUAGAUAAAGCGGAAGACUCGGCAGCGUAUCAAUAUGCUGCUGCAGCAAUUGAGAAGCUUCCGACGCCACCAAGUCUUCCUGGAUUCUUGGGGAAGCCGAUCUUGAAUGCUGCUACUCCUAUGAAAGAUGAUAACAGUGUCUUGACGAUGCCAAACCACACUGUCCUCAACCACCUUGCCACGAGCAGUAUCAAGAACAACGUGCUUGCAGUUUCGGCUACGACACGAUACAAAAGAAAGUAUGUCACAACGAUUAUGUAUAAACCUACCGGGGACGACUGAGCAGCAUCACAGUGGCCUGAAAUAAUAGCAUCAAUGCACCGUUGAGCAUCAAAAGGUCUACAUGAAGUUUUCAUUACAUUCACAUUCCGGAUCGAGUCCUUCUUUUUCUGGGUUAACCACGUCGUUGAUCCGCAUGACUCCGAUGACAGAUUGUGAGGUGGGUUAGGUCUUCGAUAGGAGGACAGGAAGCCAAUCAAUGAACAACUUUCAAAACUACUCCUC
This is a messenger RNA of Mollisia scopiformis, 1732 nucleotides long. Its product is annotated as AMPKBI-domain-containing protein. Lineage: Eukaryota; Fungi; Ascomycota; Leotiomycetes; Helotiales; Mollisiaceae. The record is from RefSeq and is a predicted model, not a curated record. The transcript has 3 exons. The coding region runs from base 101 to 1510 and encodes 469 amino acids. Gene Ontology annotation, biological process: signal transduction. Gene Ontology annotation, cellular component: nucleus; nucleotide-activated protein kinase complex; cytoplasm. Gene Ontology annotation, molecular function: protein kinase binding.